CGACAAUAUUAGCGACCCUCUUGUCUUGGAUCAAUAAAAGUCAAGAACAUGAACACAAAAUUGUGGCAAGAACAAGAUAUGUCAAAGUUUGUCACACAUUUUAAUGUUGUAGUCUCAUGCCUACAUACUUACACGUCUUGUAGUUGUUGAAAAUACAAGGAGACAAUAUCCUAGAUUGGGAUAUGGAGGUUGUAUUACAUGUAUAAUUUUGAGAUCUAUUGUAAUCUUCUCCAACCAUGCACUCACAGCUCAUUGCACUCCAUUAAAAAACUGAUUUAGUUCAGACACAUAAGAGACAUAUCUUAAUUGUCACUCGUGCAAAAUAAAAUAAGGAACUUGAUCUUAAUGGAGUGUUGAGCUGUGAUGAUGGUUAGAGAGAGACAUAGAACUGAUAUAACGGAGAUCUUGAUCCAUUAGUUUUAUAUUACAUAAGAUGCCUCUUGUCACCUAGUAAAAGGUGUAUUGCACAAGCAUCUAAUUAAUGAUAUGAAUGAUUUAAGCACCAAAAGAUUCCUUUUGUUCUCUCUUCCAUUGUGGUGUAUAUAUAUGUAAGGCCGGAGAGGCAAUGAGAAGGCAGAACAAACAUCUUAACUCUCUCAAGAACACAUAACAAAACAAAGACAAAAAUGGCCGUCUCUUUCCACAUUCGCUCGAACAGCUUCCCCUCAAGAUCUCACCCACAAGCUGCUCAUGUCGAUGAGCAGUUGGCCCGUUUGAGAUCUUCCGAGCAAGCCUCAUCAUCUUCUAGCUCUUCUAUCUGCCAAAGGCUUGAAAACCUUCAAGAACUACAUGAGUCUCUUGACAAGCUUAUCCACCGAGCUGUCACACAACAGGCUCUAUCUCAAGAGCAGAACAAGAAAGCCGUUGAGCAACUUCUUGAUGGAUCCCUCAGGAUCUUGGAUUUGUGCAACAUUUCCAAGGAUGCUUUGUCAGAGAUGAAAGAGGGUCUCAUGGAGAUCCAAUCAAUUCUAAGAAGAAAGCGUGGAGAUCUAUCGGGAGAGGUCAAGAAAUACUUAACCACAAGAAAAUCUCUUAAGAAGUCAUUCCAGAAAGCACUUAAGUCUUUGAAGGUUACACAAGCCGAAGAUGAAACAUUGGCUGUUUUUGGAGAAGCAGAAGCUAUUACAAUUGCUUUGUUUGAUUCUCUAUUUAGCUACAUGUCUGGAUCAAAGAUUUGUAGCAAAUGGUCAGUCGUCUCACAGCUAAUGAACAAGAAGAAAGCUACAUGUGAAGCGCAAGCAAACGAAUUCACGAAAGUUGAUUCCGAAUGUCAAUACGAAAAGACCUUGAAGAUGGAGGAUGUUCAGAAACUAGAGUCAUGCAUACAAGAUCUUGAAGAUGGACUUGAAUCACUUUCAAAGUCAUUGAUUAAAUACAGAGUCUCAUUUCUUAACAUCUUAGGCCAUUAAUGCCUACAUAAUUUUGUAGAGAAAGUUAAUGUAAAAAAUGAUCACAAAAACAAGAAAUACAAUUUUUUCU
This is a messenger RNA of Arabidopsis lyrata subsp. lyrata, 1479 nucleotides long. RefSeq lists its product as uncharacterized. Bases 627 to 1409 code for a protein of 260 amino acids. Gene Ontology annotation, biological process: shoot system development; root development. The record is from RefSeq and is a predicted model, not a curated record. The transcript has a single exon. Lineage: Eukaryota; Viridiplantae; Streptophyta; Magnoliopsida; Brassicales; Brassicaceae.